UCGGACAUGCCCCAGGAUCUCCUCGGGCAGAUAAAGGAAUUCGAAGAGGUCUUUACCGUCGAUGCUGCAAAGCUCAAGCAGAUUGUCGCUCAUUUCAUCAAGGAACUUGAAAAGGGUCAGUCUCUUAUCAUCCCUAUAUUCAAAACAAAGACUCAUCAUACGUUAUCAUUAGGCCUCAGUGUUGAGGGUGGCAACAUUGUAAGGCUAUAAAGUUCCCUUUUUUUUUGUUUGCUCUUAAAAGGAGGGGAGGAAGGAGG
Aspergillus ochraceoroseus IBT 24754 is the source of this 257-nucleotide messenger RNA. RefSeq lists its product as uncharacterized. The transcript has a single exon. Lineage: Eukaryota; Fungi; Ascomycota; Eurotiomycetes; Eurotiales; Aspergillaceae. The coding region runs from base 7 to 210 and encodes 67 amino acids. The record is from RefSeq and is a predicted model, not a curated record.